GGCGCGCUCCGGUGAGGUCAAGCAGAGUUAAGAUGGCAGCGCCGGCGAAAGGCGUGUGGUGCUCCCUGAGACCUUUGCUGCGGGUGGUCCAGACUCGGGACCUCGACGCUCGGCGCUGGGUCCGGGCGCUGAGGCGCAGCCCGGUGAGAGUGCUGUCUCCCUCCGGACAGGUGCUGAAGGAUCAGAAGCGCGCUCCUGUCAAGCAGCCCCGCAAGGCGGUCCCUGAAGCCAGUUCCCGGGAGCAGCGGCAGAAACAUCCUCUGGAGACAUCCCCAUCCCAGACCCCUCACACCUGGGAAGAGGCAGGGCUUCGCUACGAUAAGGCCUUUCCCGGGGACAGGAGGCUAAGCAGUGUGAUGACAAUAGUUAAGUCCAGGCCUUUUCGGGAAAAGCAAGGGAAGAUCCUAUUGGAAGGUCGCCGGCUGAUUGUAGAUGCUCUCAAGGCUGGAGCUGUGCCAAAAGUGUUCUUCUUUAGCCGUCUGGAAUAUGUCAAGGAGUUGCCCGUAGAUAAGCUGAAAGGUGUCAGCCUCAUUAAGGUGAAAUUUGAGGACAUCAAGGAUUGGUCGGACCUAGUAACGCCACAGGGAAUAAUGGGGAUUUUUGCCAAACCUGACCCUGUUAAGAUGACAUACCCAAAGACUCAGCUUCACCAUUCACUGCCCGUAGUAUUGAUUUGUGACAAUCUCCGUGACCCUGGGAACCUGGGGACAAUUCUGAGAUCUGCAGCUGGAGCGGGCUGCAGUAAAGUCUUACUCACCAAAGGCUGUGUGGAUGCCUGGGAGCCUAAAGUGCUUCGGGCAGGCAUGGGGGCACAUUUCCAGGUGCCUAUUGUCAACAACCUGGAGUGGGAAGCAGUGCCCGGUCACCUGCCUCCUGACACCCGAGUCUAUGUGGCCGACAACUGUGGUCUCUGUGCCCAGACUCAGACAGCCAAUAAAACUGGUGGGCAUGGCGGGGCGUGUGAUCGCCAAUUCCUGAAGUUUCACAAGUAUGAAGAAGACCUGGACACUAACACCAGGGAAGACUGGCUUCCCACACUCGAGGUCCAGGGCUAUGAUGUGGACUGGACAGAAGCACCAGCUGCUGUGGUGAUAGGUGGGGAGACGCAUGGGGUGAGCCUGGAAUCCCUGCAGUUGGCCGAGAGCACCGGGGGCAGGAGACUGCUGAUCCCCGUCGUACCUGGUGUGGACAGCCUGAAUUCAGCCAUGGCUGCAAGCAUCCUGCUCUUUGAAGGGAAAAGGCAGCUGAGGAUGAAGGCUGAAGACUUGAGCAGGGACAGGAGUUACCACUGAAGGAGUGCAGCAGUCCUCAGUGGGGGUGGG
This is a messenger RNA of Acomys russatus (golden spiny mouse), 1322 nucleotides long. It is a transcript of the gene Mrm3, whose product is annotated as mitochondrial rRNA methyltransferase 3. Gene Ontology annotation, biological process: RNA processing. Gene Ontology annotation, molecular function: RNA methyltransferase activity; RNA binding. The record is from RefSeq and is a predicted model, not a curated record. Bases 33 to 1292 code for a protein of 419 amino acids. The transcript has 4 exons. Lineage: Eukaryota; Metazoa; Chordata; Mammalia; Rodentia; Muridae.